CGCAGGGAUAUUCCCCUUAGGAAAAGGCAGGUUAUCAGCUCUCACAGACACAGUUGGAAGUGCAGUUGAUUCAGAUCGACGGAGCUCGCUCUUUAGAUCGGGAGAUCUGCCUAGCAUGUGGUCCGUGUGGUGUGCUGGGGAGGAGAAGCGGGUCGGUACACGAACUGUGGUGGUUGGGCACCGGCCGGUUUCAGAGGCAGAUGCCUACGUGGCACAGAAGUUCUGUGACAACAGGAUUGUCUCCUCCAAGUACACAGUGUGGAACUUCCUCCCGAAAAACCUCUUUGAGCAGUUCAGGAGAAUUGCCAACUUCUACUUCCUCAUCAUCUUCCUCGUGCAGGUGAUAGUGGACACCCCAACCAGCCCGGUAACCAGCGGCCUUCCGCUCUUCUUCGUGAUCACUGUCACAGCCAUCAAACAGGGGUACGAAGACUGGUUGAGACACAGAGCUGACAAUGAAGUGAACAAGAGUAAUGUCUUCAUUAUUGAAAAUGCGAAGCAAGUGCAGAAAGAGAGCGAAAAAAUCAAGGUUGGAGACAUAGUAGAAGUGAAAGCAGAUGAGACCUUCCCCUGUGACUUGAUAUUUUUGGCCUCAAGUAGCACUGAUGGGACCUGUUACGUCACUACAGCGAGUCUGGAUGGCGAGUCAAAUUUCAAGACUCACUACGCAGUGCGGGACACCACCGUGCUCUGCACGGAUGAAGCCAUAGACUCCCUCACAGCCACGAUCGAGUGUGAGCAGCCACAGCCAGACCUCUACAAAUUUGUUGGAAGGAUCAUCAUGUACAGAAGCAACCAAGAGCCUGUAGCCAGGUCUUUGGGUCCUGAAAACUUGUUGCUGAAAGGUGCUACCCUCAAAAAUACCAAGAAGAUUUAUGGAGUGGCAGUCUACACUGGAAUGGAAACAAAAAUGGCUUUGAACUACCAAGGGAAAUCUCAGAAACGCUCUGCUGUGGAAAAAUCUAUCAACGCUUUCUUGAUAGUGUACUUAUGCAUCCUAUUGAGCAAAGCUACUGUGUGCACGACUCUGAAAUAUGUCUGGCAGAGUAAUCCAUUUAACGAUGAGCCUUGGUACAAUGAAAAGACUAAAAAAGAGAGAGAGACAUUCAAGGUGUUGCGGAUGUUCACAGACUUCUUGUCCUUUAUGGUCCUCUUCAAUUUUAUUAUCCCAGUUUCCAUGUAUGUUACAGUAGAGAUGCAGAAGUUCUUGGGCUCCUUCUUCAUCUCUUGGGACAAAGAGAUGUACGAUGAAGAAAUAAAAGAGGGAGCGUUGGUGAACACCUCAGACCUGAACGAGGAGCUCGGACAGGUGGAGUUUGUCUUCACUGACAAAACGGGGACACUGACGGAGAACAGCAUGGAGUUCAUUGAGUGCUGUAUAGAUGGGCACAAGUACAAGGACUGCAUUUCGGAGGUUGAUGGCUAUUCUCAGACUGACGGACCCCUAAAAUGCUAUGGCAAAGCAGAAAAGAGCCGAGAGGAGCUGUUCCUGCGAGCCCUCUGCCUGUGCCACACCGUUCGGAUCAAACAAGCAGACCAGGUGGACGGGCUGAUAGGACAUCCUGAGUGCAAAAACACCUACAUCUCCUCUUCCCCAGAUGAAAUCGCUUUGGUGAAAGGCGCUGAGAAGUAUGGUUUCACUUUUCUAGGACUCGAAAAUGAUUUCAUGAAAAUCCGAAACCAAAAGAAUGAAACUGAAAUGUAUCAGCUUCUCCAUACGCUGAACUUUGACCCUGUCCGUCGCCGUAUGAGUGUCAUUGUGAGAACCACCUCAGGAAAGCUGCUUCUCUUCUGUAAAGGAGCAGACUCCUCUGUUUUUCCAAGAGUGCAGCAAGAGGAAAUCCAACAAACUAAAGUCCACGUGGACCGCAAUGCUAUGGAUGGCUACCGAACACUUUGUGUGGCAUUCAAGGAACUAACUCAGAAGGAGUAUGACAGGAUUGACCGGCAGCUUAAUGAAGCAAAGAUGGCUCUGCAGGACAGGGAAGAAAAGAUGGCACAGGUUUUUGAAGACACAGAAGCAGACAUGCACUUGAUUGGGGCAACUGCUGUAGAAGACAGGCUGCAGGAACAGUCAGCAGAGACGAUCGAAGCUCUGCAUGCUGCUGGAAUGAAGGUGUGGGUACUGACAGGGGACAAGAUGGAGACUGCCAAGUCCACCUGCUAUGCUUGCAGGCUCUUCCAGACCAGCACCGAGCUGCUGGAGCUGACAGCCAGGGUGGUGGGUGAGUGUGAGAGGAAGGAGGACCGGCUGCACGAGCUGCUGAUGGACUACCACAAAAGGCUGAUCCAGGAUGUUCCCAAACCCCGGGGUAGCCUGAAGAGAAGCUGGACACUGAGUCAAGAAUACGGCUUGAUUAUAGACGGCUCAACGCUGUCUCUGAUACUCAAUCCUUCUCAGGAUUCCAGUUCUAGUCAUUACAAAAACAUAUUUCUACAAAUCUGCCUGAAAUGUACUGCAGUUCUGUGCUGCCGAAUGGCUCCUCUGCAGAAAGCACAGAUUGUGCGCAUGGUGAAGAACACAAAAGGGAGCCCGAUAACACUAUCGGUAGGGGACGGUGCCAAUGAUGUUAGUAUGAUUUUGGAAGCACAUGUUGGAAUAGGUAUAAAAGGCAAAGAAGGACGUCAGGCUGCAAGAAACAGUGACUACGCUGUUCCAAAGUUUAAACACUUAAGAAAAUUGCUACUAGCACAUGGGCAUUUAUAUUAUGUGAGAAUAGCACACCUUGUACAGUAUUUCUUCUAUAAGAACCUUUGCUUCAUUUUACCACAAUUUUUAUACCAGUUCUUCUGUGGAUUCUCACAGCAGCCACUCUACGAUGCUGCUUACCUUACCAUGUACAACAUCUGUUUCACAUCUCUCCCCAUCCUGGCUUACAGCCUCCUGGAGCAGCACAUCAACAUUGACACACUGACCUCAGAUCCACAGCUGUACAUGAAAGUUUCUGACAACGCCAUGCUGCAGUGGAGGCCUUUUUUGUACUGGACCUUCCUGGGCGCCUUUGAAGGACUCGUGUUUUUCUUUGGGGUUUAUUUUCUUUUUCAAAAUUCAUCGUUGGAAGAUAAUGGAAAGGUUUUUGGAAACUGGACCUUUGGGACGAUUGUUUUCACUGUGCUGGUGUUCACCGUCACUCUCAAGCUAGCUUUAGACACUCGAUUCUGGACGUGGAUGAACCACUUUGUGAUCUGGGGCUCCCUUGCCUUCUAUGUGUUUUUCUCGUUCUUUUGGGGAGGAGUCAUUUGGCCUUUCUUGAAACAACAAAGAAUGUAUUUUGUAUUUGCUCACAUGCUGACUUCUGUUUCCACGUGGCUGGCAAUAAUUCUGCUGAUCUUUAUCAGCCUUUUCCCAGAAAUUCUUCUAAUAGUUUUAAAAAGUAUAAAAGAGAGAAGUCAUCAGACUGGCAUCUUUGAUCUGCCUAUAUUAGUGUCAUACAAACGUAUAGAGAAUGGUUAUGUGAAGACUGAAGAUGCUCUUACUAAUCUGGCAGAAAGAUAUCCUCUCAGGAUACUUUAAAAUGCUCCAUCCAAAUAGUGCAAUUGUUAUCCUGCAGGAAAAUGUACCGGUUCUGUUGAGUAUUACCAAGCUCUGUAAGCAGCCAUGCUGACAAAGCAGUAGCCAGGCACUGGCCACAGUAGCUGUUCAUCUUUGGUCUUGUUGCUUCCCCCCCUGAAAAAAAAAAAAAAAGAAAAAAAAAAAGAAAAGAAAAACAUAA
Messenger RNA from Tympanuchus pallidicinctus (lesser prairie-chicken), 3713 nucleotides. It is a transcript of the gene ATP11C, whose product is annotated as ATPase phospholipid transporting 11C. The record is from RefSeq and is a predicted model, not a curated record. Gene Ontology annotation, molecular function: ATP binding; ATPase-coupled intramembrane lipid carrier activity; magnesium ion binding. Gene Ontology annotation, biological process: phospholipid translocation. Bases 116 to 3514 code for a protein of 1132 amino acids. The transcript is spliced from 29 exons. Gene Ontology annotation, cellular component: trans-Golgi network; recycling endosome; plasma membrane. NCBI's taxonomy places the organism in Eukaryota, Metazoa, Chordata, Aves, Galliformes, Phasianidae.